CCUGUCUAGCGUUACCAUUUUUUAUUUUACGUCAAAAAUUAAGUUUUAAUUUGAUAACGUUCCCAGAAUGAAAAUUACAUUCGUACGCCGUAAUUGAAGCUUAUCCCGGUUUAAUACGAUUACAUCAUUUGAGGAGAUUGGCUACUGUGAAAGAUCUUCAUUCAGUAUUUAUCUACAAAAUGUUUUGUGCAGAAGGUCUGAUAUGGAACAGCAGAGAAAAGCAAUUUCUAAAAGCUCACGCUGAAUGUCAAUCAAAUCGUAUAACUGCUAUUGGCGAUGACACAUUAAAAAAAUUAAGUUUAGGACAUGAAAUCACCAGUUUUGAGGCCAGUAAACAUAUAUUAUGCUUGGUGGAAAAAGCAGGUUUGCUUGAUUACAAUGGAGAACUAAAUAGAAAAGAAGCUAUGAUGGAUUUAAAUAUCAUAACCAAGUUUAAAAUGGAUGAAAUUGUUAAAGAAUGUAACGUUAGAACUUAUGACGAUUCAGAAGAUGCUACUAUCUUUAAAUUAUUUGUAUGUGUAUGUUUAAAGACGCAUAAUAUCUAUUAGUCUAUAUAUAAUAAAAAUUAUUGUAUUAAUAAUAUUAAA
Psylliodes chrysocephalus is the source of this 587-nucleotide messenger RNA. Lineage: Eukaryota; Metazoa; Arthropoda; Insecta; Coleoptera; Chrysomelidae. The record is from the annotation of a GenBank genome assembly.